GUUUUUUUACAUUGCAGGUGGAUAUUUGCAGCAGUUGGCCUCCUCCUUAAUGGGUUAGCUUACAUAUGGUACCCAUUCACCUCCUCUGUAUGGGUGAACAUUGGCCCCCAGAGCUUGAUAUACAUAGGGUUCGGGUUUGCCAACACUGUGAUAGCUCCUAUUAUGGGCGACUUGGUGGAGAUACGACACAGAGCCGAGUACGGGCAGGUGUACGGUCUAACCAGUGGUGCUUAUUCCUUGGGUUUUAUAACAGGCACUGUUGGCGCUGGCGUACUUGUGGACGUCACAUCAUUUAACUGGGUGUGUCGCGGCAUCGCGGUGUUAAUGAUCCUGUACACUUGUAUCUGCAUCCUAUUUCGUAACCCUAAAGGCACCAAUCUAGACACAGAGGACCCGGAAACCUUGAAGUUGGUGGGCAGUGAAUUUACGGACAAAUAUGGCGCCCAAAAGUCACAUGAUAUACCGAUGUCUAACGAGUGAAGAACGGAAAUAGGAUUUUAUUUUAUUCAUAAGGACGGAAGUCAUACACAAACGUCUUCCAAUUAUAUAACUUUAUGAAUUUGAUGUGUUCUAAUCAUUUAAAUCUAAACACAUUUUUGAUACUAGCAUUGUUUCCACGUCCAAAUAUAAAGGAGGUUUCAAAAUUCAUAAGACUUUCCCAGCAGGCAAAGUGACGUUGGAUCAACGUUGAAAACAGGU
Lingula anatina is the source of this 699-nucleotide messenger RNA. Its product is annotated as chromaffin granule amine transporter-like. Gene Ontology annotation, biological process: transmembrane transport. The record is from RefSeq and is a predicted model, not a curated record. Lineage: Eukaryota; Metazoa; Brachiopoda; Lingulata; Lingulida; Lingulidae. Gene Ontology annotation, molecular function: transmembrane transporter activity.